Sinocyclocheilus grahami is the source of this 1810-nucleotide messenger RNA. RefSeq lists its product as uncharacterized. The record is from RefSeq and is a predicted model, not a curated record. NCBI's taxonomy places the organism in Eukaryota, Metazoa, Chordata, Actinopteri, Cypriniformes, Cyprinidae. The coding region runs from base 26 to 1513 and encodes 495 amino acids. Gene Ontology annotation, cellular component: cell-cell junction; membrane. The transcript has 7 exons.
AAUCAUCUGCUCCUCCAGUGGGCUGAUGAGGGUGUCCUGCUCCUCUGAGGGGGAUCCGCUCCUCUACAGCUGGACUCUGAAUGGAGAUCCACUGAUGGAUGGAAACAGCAGCAUUGAUCUGGAUGAGGGAACUGAUGGAGACAUCAGCUGCAGCGUGAAGAACCACGUCAGUCACGCACAGAAGACCGUUAGACUCAAACCCUGUCCUGGUCCAGAUCGGUUCUGCAGGUUUGAUCAACCAGAUCCCUGUUACACAGCUCUGAGAGACAAACUCAAUCUGAUGAUGGUGCUGGACACUAGUGAAUAUGACCUGAAGAUCGUAAAGAGAAUAAACAACAACACAGCAGAUGAUCCAGUUUGUAGAGUAAAGAAUGGCAGGAUGAGGAUGAGGGAAUGUGAUCUUUAUAACAGAACUGAAGUGACCAUCAUUAAUGGGACUCUGAUAAUAAACCGUGUGAUCAGCGCAGAUUCAGGGAAUUACAGAUUAACACUCGAGAGCUCAGACGGCACAGAAACAUCUAGAGAUCUUCAAGUGAUUGUUGAAGCUCCUAUUGGCUCAGUGGAAGUGUCAAUCAUCUGCUCCUCCAGUGGGGUGAUGAGGGUGUCCUGCUCCUCUGAGGGGGAUCAGCUCCUCUACAGCUGGACUCUGAAUGGAGGUCCACUGAUGGAUGGAAACAGCAGCAUUGAUCUGGAUGAGGGAACUGAUGGAGACAUCAGCUGCAGCGUGAAGAACCACGUCAGUCACGCACAGAAGACCACUAGAGUCCAACCCUGUGCUGGUCUGGAUCGGUUCUGCAGGUUUGAUCAGUCUGAUCCCUGUUACGCAGCUUUGGGACACAAACUCAAUCUGCUGAUGGUGCUGGACGCUAGUAAAUAUUACCGGGAGUUACGUAAGAGGAUGGACAACACAGCAGAUUAUCCAGUUUGUCUAUUAAUUAAUGACAUGAUGAGAAAUUGUGAUCUUUAUAAUAACAGACCUGAAGUGACCGUCAUUAAUGGGACUCUGAUAAUAAACCGUGUGAACAGUGCAGAUUCAGGGAAUUACAAAUUAUAUUUCCCUGACUCAUGGUACUCAGAAGAUCUUCAAGUGAUUGUUGAAGCUCCUAUUGGCUCAGUGGAAGUGUCAAUCAACUGCUCCUCCAGUGGGGUGAUGAGGGUGUCCUGCUCCUCUGAGGGGGAUCCGCUCCUCUACAGCUGGACUCUGAAUGGAGGUCCACUGAUGGAUGGAAACAGCAGCAUUGAUCUGGAUGAGGGAACUGAUGGAGACAUCAGCUGCAGCGUGAAGAACCACGUCAGUCACGCACAGAACACCAUUAGACUCAAACCCUGUGCUGUGUGUUCAGUGUCUGUGGUGUUUGUGCUGGUCUGGUGUCUUCAGCUGAUGGUUCUGUUGGGUCUGUUAGGAGGUUUUCACAUCUACAUGAGACACACGUCAGGAAAGAAGCAGGAAGAUCAGAAAGUGAGGAUGAGAAGAUUUAGAGAAGGACCUGAACACACAGCAGAAGAUUCAUGAGAGCAGCAGAUCUUCUGUAUUUUAUAUGAUUUUUAACAUGUUUAGACACAGAUGUCUAUUUUUUAUUCAUUUGUAAGUGGUAAGUGAUUCACUGCUAGUGGGUGACUUCAGUGAACCCAUCAACCAGCAUUUAUAUGUCUUUUUACAGUUUUAUAAAUUUGUUGACAUUUAUAAUGACAGUUGUAUAAAAGCAAGAGUAGUAGGCAUGUUAAUCUCUUAAAUCUCUUAUUAGUCUGAUUAACCAAGCUCUCCAUAAAACAAACAAAUCAAGUUAAUAAAAGACAAGUGAACAAAAUA